CUCUCUUCUCAUCGUCACCACAUCUCAAGCCAUGCCCAACCCCCAGCUCAGUGCUAUUUCUGCAUCGCAGGCCGCCAAGCGCAAGUCCGCUCCGCGCGACGAUGAGGGCGACUCGGACUCAGACUCGGAUGUGUCCAUGAUCGACGUCGACUUCGACUUCAUGAAUCUCAACCCCGACGUGGACCAGAUCGCAUUGAAGCGGCUUCUCCGUCAGACGCUGAGCCAUGACCAGCACCUCGUUGACGUGCACCCCCUCGCCGACUUGAUCCUUACCGAGGGCACACGCCUGAAGGCCGGCAGCACGAUCAAGACGGAGGGCGAGGAGAGUGACCCAUGGUGUCUGCUCGCGGCGGUCGACGUUAACAGGUGUCAUGCCGACCCCGCCCUCAAGCCUUUCCUCACCUACCUCCUCUCGCACAACCCUCCCGUUGCCAUCAAGACGGCACUGGAGGGCACAGGACCGUCUACCGCCUUCCUCUUCUCCCUCCGUCUCCUCAACCUCCCUCUGCCCCUCAUCCCGCCGCUGUACAAGAUGCUCGGGAGUGAGCUGGGCGAGUCAGGCGCUACGUUCGAGCAGUUCAUCCUCUGGGGGCGCGGGUACAAGCUGGAGGGGAAGGAGGAGGCGAUGGGGCUAGAGCUGAACACUGUGUCGAAAACGAACAAGAAGACCAAGGGCGGCGUAGAGCCUCUUGCGGCCGGCUCGUUCCCGUACCACCAGGAGGAGGAGAUGAUUGAGGCGCGCGCCAAGGCGACGUUCACAUACUCGCUCAAGACGGCGCCGCCACGCGACGAGGAGUCGUUCGGCGUUGAGCAGUUUGGGCGGCUGAUCCUCAUUGAUGCUGCUAAGCUGGCGCAAGCCGUCGAGGCCAUGGAGAAGGCGUAAUAGUGUUACUUGAUAGAGGCGGAUGCACAUGUUGUUCAGCA
Cutaneotrichosporon oleaginosum is the source of this 924-nucleotide messenger RNA. Lineage: Eukaryota; Fungi; Basidiomycota; Tremellomycetes; Trichosporonales; Trichosporonaceae. The record is from RefSeq and is a predicted model, not a curated record.